Messenger RNA from Macaca mulatta (Rhesus monkey), 2444 nucleotides. Lineage: Eukaryota; Metazoa; Chordata; Mammalia; Primates; Cercopithecidae. The record is from RefSeq and is a predicted model, not a curated record.
GUCCCCGGACGAGUCUGCAUCGGGAAUAAUUCAUGCUCGAAUUAAGUACAGCAGUGUGGGGUGCAGCCUCAUCCUCGCAGUCUGGCCCCACCCUGGAGCCACUUCCCUCCCUGGAUCCUCCAGCCACCGAGUGGGCUCAGGCCAGAGCCGGCUCUGGACCUGUGGGGCGGGUCCACAGGUCUCCUGCAGCUCCUGGUCCCCACCCGCCGCCAGGACCUGUCUGUACCUUCCUGAGCACUUUCAGCAGACACGGGAUGGAGUCAGGGCCGCUGAGCCCAGGCAGACACCAGGGACGAUCUGGUCGUGGGGGGAAGCCCCAGCGGGGACCCCUGGACUUCAGGCCUCAGUCUGGGCAGGAGUUGGAGAAACACACAGCAGGUCGGGUGGGUCCAGCAACCGGGAAUUCUGCGCUGGCCCUGCUGCUCCAGGUCUUUGUCCUGAAGCACCCCCCGGGCACCGGAAGAUGGAGCUCAGUGCAUUGGUACCCUUCAGGGCGCACCUGCCCCCAGGUGUCCUGAGAAACACAGGCCCCAGGGUCCUUCAUCCCCUGGGAUGGAGACAGUUGGUGAAGCAUCACCUAGGAGCCCAGGCCCCGUGGGGAGUGGCCGGCCUGGCCUCCAGGGCCCUCUAGAGCCAGGCUUUGGGGCAGGAGGCCUACCUUGCUGAGCUCUGCUUCCUCAGUCGUGGGGAGAGCUGCUUGGCAGGGCCAGGCAGGGCCAGGCAGAGCAGGCAGAGCCAGGUGGAGCAGGGAGAGCAGGGAGAGCAGGCAGAGCAGGGAGAGCAGACAGAGCCAGGCAGAGCAGGCAGAGCCGGGCAGAGCAGGUAGAGCAGGCAGAGCGGGCAGAGCGGGAAGAGCGGGAAGAGCGGGAAGAGCCGGGCAGAGCAAGCCCCUCAGCCACUAGCAGGCGUUGUCACUCUCGCCCCUGCUGCAGUAAUAAGGACACCUAGCUCAGAGCCUCAGAGGCACCCAUGUCCUCCCUGGGCCAUGGCAGGCGCCUGACAAUGAGGACAGUCACUGGAGUUGGGAGGGAAGCAGGAGGGUAGGUCUGAGCCAACCCCAGGCCCACUCCACCAGGCCUCCGGUCCUCACCAGGACCUCCACCCAUGAGGACACAAUGGCCAGGCCAGACUCCACCCCCAUUUCACACUCACAGACGCUGAGGCUGAACAAGGCCCCCGCCCAGGCCAACAGUGGUGUGGCCAGCUUGGCACCUGCCCCCCAGGGCACUGCGGGGAGGACAAGGCUGGCUGAGUUGGGGAUGACUCAUGGAGAGUGGUGGAGGAUGCCAUGCUGGACACCUACGACCUGGUAUAUGAGCAGGCGAUGAAAGGCACGUCCCACGUCGGGCGGCAGGAGCUGGCGGCCAUCCAGGACACGUUUCUGUGCUGUGGGAAGAGGUCUCCUUUCAGCCGUCUGGGGAGCACAGAGGCUGACCUAUGUCAGGGACAGGAGGCGGCAAGAGAGGACUGCCUUCAGGGCAUCCGGAGCUUCCUGAGGAUACACCAGCAGGUCGCCUCCAGCCUGACCAGCAUCAGCCUGGCCCUCACGGUGUCCGCCUUGCUCCUCAGCUCAUUCCUGUGGUUUGCCAUCCGCUCUGGCUGCAGCUUGGACCGCAAGGGCCAAUACACCCUGGCCCCACGAGCAUGUGGCCGCCAGCCCCAGGAGCCCAGCAUCUUCAGACGCUCCCAGGGUGGACCCGCACAUUGUCUCCGCUCCGAAGCAGAUGCUAUUGAUCCAAGAAGAUACUCGGGUAGUCUUCGGUGGCUGCAGGACAAUGAUGCUGCGCCUGGGCCCCUCUCCCACCACCUGCCUGCCCACAGAGGUGAAGACGCCCCUGCUGUCAGCCCUCAUGGGAUCCCUGAGGGGAGGGUCCGAGCUGUGAGGAGGGGAGUGAGUGAAGGCCCAGCCAGAGAGCCAGCCUCCAUUGGGAACAGACGCAAGGGUAGGGGUAGCUCACCAAAUCCCUCCAUGGGAACGGGCCGGGUGCAAGCACAAAGGAAGCCACGCUGGAGGCAGCAGCCCAGGGCUGACUUGCAGACACCGGCGGUCCACGCCCUGGAGGGCUCCACCCAGACACAAGCUGCAACGGUUUUCUAUGCUGUGUAAGCAGCAGCACAGACGUAAGGACUGCAAGCAGUGACCAUUUAUGAUCUCUCAGCUCUCCAGGGCAGAAGUCCGGGUGUGCUCAGCGGGUGCCCUGCGAGGGGUCUCUCGGGCUGACGUCAGGCCUUGGUGGGCUGCACUCUCAUCUGGAGGCUCCAGGGAAGCGUGUGCCUCCAGGACCAUUCAGGCUGUUGACAAGUCGGCUCCUCAUGGCUGUAGGACUGAGGUUCCCACGUCCUUGUCCCUGCUCCCGCAGCCCCUCCACCUUCAAACCAGCAAUGGUGCAUUCAGCAAAUUGUAGUCAAAUAUACAUCACAUAAAAUUUACCAUCUUAACCAUU